AUGUCUGACGAAGUUAAUCGAGAUUACCAAGUGAGCUCCUCGUCGAAUAAUCCAGGAUCGAUGGCUGAGUUUCGACAAUAUAUUGACGAAAGCCAUCAUGAUUUAGUCAAGCUGUUGACUCACCAGAUGACUACUGUUUUGAAUCCUAUCCUGGCAGACAAUGAGUCAAAAUAUGAUCGACUGGUUAAACAAGUCGAGAGAAUUGCUCGAAUUGUUGAUUAUGAUGAGGGGAAUGUAUUUAACAAUCCUGAAAGGGAAAAAAAUAUCCCUUAUCUCGUUCGACGAGAUCAACAUGCUGAUGAAGUUUUGAAUAGACUUCACACACAACGUGGAUAUCAUUACCAGGUGACAAGGAUUGUCGAAGAUGUCCUCAAUGGAAUGGUGCAAAUGACAGAAGUGCCAAUGGGUGUAAAAAAUCCCAAAAUAAUUAUAAAAUUUGCAGGAGAGGCUGGAGAGUCAACUGUCGAGCAUAUAGCUCACUAUUUGGUCGAAUUAGGAAAUUUGACAGAUAACGAAAACCUGAGAAUGAAGUUUUUUCCUGCUUCAUUAACAAAAAAUGCUUUCACUUGGUUUUCAAAUCUGAGACCCAGUUCGAUUUUAACGUGGGCACAAUUGGAAAAUACCUUUCAUGCUCAAUUUUAUAGAGCAGAAUUGAAUGUCUCAUUGACAAAUUUGCUUGCAAUAGAACAAGAUGAUGGAGAAUCGAUAGAUGACUAUAUAAUUCAAUUCAAAAAUGCUCGCAAUCGAUGUUAUGUGUCGGUCCCUGAAAGCGAGAUCGUCAAAAUAGCCAUCAAAGGUCUUGGCUUGUAUAUGCAUCGAAAGUUACUCAAUAUGCAUAUUCCAGAUUUAAUCUAUUUGGCUGAGAGAGUUCGACAAGUCGAAAAAAUAAAAGAAGAAAAGAAGAAAGAAAGAGAAAUUAUUGAAUAUGAGUUUGUUGAAAACUAUAUUCAACGAUGA
Arachis ipaensis is the source of this 957-nucleotide messenger RNA. RefSeq lists its product as uncharacterized. Lineage: Eukaryota; Viridiplantae; Streptophyta; Magnoliopsida; Fabales; Fabaceae. The record is from RefSeq and is a predicted model, not a curated record.